This is a messenger RNA of Sabethes cyaneus, 573 nucleotides long. RefSeq names its product adult-specific cuticular protein ACP-20-like. The transcript is spliced from 2 exons. The record is from RefSeq and is a predicted model, not a curated record. Gene Ontology annotation, cellular component: extracellular matrix. NCBI's taxonomy places the organism in Eukaryota, Metazoa, Arthropoda, Insecta, Diptera, Culicidae. The coding region runs from base 1 to 573 and encodes 190 amino acids.
AUGUACCGUUCGAUCAUUCUCGCUGUGGCGGUCCUUUUGGGGGGUGCCCUGGCUCUCGAAGAGCAUGGAUUUAUCAGUGAGGUUAAACAUAUCCCGUACAAGUACAUUGGUGGCGGUGGAGGCGAAGGAGGUGGUAUUGGAGGAGGAUUCGGUGGAGGAUACGGUGGAGGACUCGGAGGAGGCUUCUCCCAGGGAGGCUUUGAAGGUGGUAUCGGCGGCGGCGGCGGCGGCGGCGGCGGUGGCUUCGAAGGUAAAGAGGAUUAUUACUCCUACCCAAAAUACAAGUAUGAAUAUGGAGUGAAAGAUUACAAAACCGGUGACCACAAGAGCCAGUGGGAAAUGCGAGACGGAGAUGUCGUGAAGGGCGAGUACACGCUGGAUGAAGCGGACGGCUCAAAACGCAUCGUAGAAUACUAUGCCGAUGGCAAGAAUGGCUUCGAAGCUAAAGUGAAAAAUAUUGGACAUGGAGGUGGCGAUUUGGGCGGCGGUAUGGGCGGAGGCAUGGGAGGUGGUUUCGGUGGAGGCUACCACGGAUAUGGAUACAGCUACAGCAAGCUGAAGAAAUUCAACUGA